UACCAAACCAAUGUGAAUCGCUGACAUUUAACUGAAGCAUCCGCCCCCUUUUUUCUCACUGGCUUCCGUUUUUUUGGAGAUUGAGUGCGACAGCUGUCAAUGUGUAGCUCAUCUUCGUGAAGUUAGGACAAAACCGAAGGCAUGCCGCUGGCUCGCAGCCUUUCUGUCACGUCCCUGUCAGGACUGGAGGAGUGGGACGAGGAGUUUGAUUUGGAGGAUGCUGUUCUUUUUGAAAUUGCGUGGGAGGUCGCUAACAAAGUUGGAGGCAUCUACACUGUCAUCCAGACCAAAGCCCGUCUGACCUCAGAGGAAUGGGGGGAGAACUAUUUCCUGGUGGGGCCCUACGUGGAGAGCAACGUGCGCACUCAGGUGGAGCUGAUAGAGCCCACCAACCCCGCGCUAAAGAGAACCAUUGACAAGAUGAACUCCAGUGGGUGUAAGGUCUACUUUGGGCGGUGGCUUAUCGAGGGCAGUCCCUAUGUUGUUCUGAUUGACGUCGCGUUCACCGCCUGGUCUCUGGACAGCUGGAAGAGUGAGUUGUGGGAACUCUGUGACAUCGGCGUGCCGUGGUUCGACCGUGAGGCCAAUGAUGCCGUGCUGUUUGGCUUCCUGACGGCCUGGCUUCUGGGAGAGUACGCAGCCCAGAGUGAGGAGCCUCCACACAUUGUGGCCCAUUUCCAUGAGUGGUUGGCCGGCCUGGGCCUGGUGUUGUGUAGACAUAGACAGCUGCCCGUUGCGACCAUCUUCACCACUCACGCCACACUGCUGGGACGAUACCUGUGUGCUGGAAAUGUGGACUUCUAUAACAAGCUUGCAGAGUUCAACGUGGAUAAGGAAGCAGGCGAUAGACAGAUCUACCACCGCUAUUGUUUGGAGCGGGCGGCUGCUCACUGUGCCCAUGUUUUUACUACUGUGUCACAGAUCACAGCCAUUGAGGCAGAGCACCUGCUCAAGAGGAAACCAGACAUUGUCACUCCCAACGGGCUCAAUGUGAAGAAGUUCUCAGCCGUGCACGAGUUUCAAAACCUCCACGCUCAGAGCAAGAAUCGGAUUCAGGAGUUCGUCAGGGGGCACUUUUACGGGCACCUUGACUUCAACCUGGACAAGUGUUUGUUCCUCUUCAUCGCUGGCAGGUAUGAGUUCUCCAACAAAGGAGCUGACAUCUUCUUGGAAGCUUUAGCCAGACUCAACUACCUACUGAGAGUCAAUCACAGUGACGUGACCGUCAUUGCGUUCUUCAUAAUGCCAGCUCGGACAAACAACUUCAACGUGGAAACCUUGAAGGGCCAAGCGGUCAGGAAACAGCUUUGGGAUACUGCUCAGACGGUGAAGGAACGCUUCGGAAAGAAACUUUAUGAGUCACUUCUAGUUGGGCAGCUGCCAGAUGUGUCGAAGAUGGUGGACAAGGAGGAUUUCACCAUAAUGAAGCGUGCCAUCUUUGCAACUCAGAGACAAUGCCAGCCUCCGAUCUGCACCCAUAACAUGCUGGAGGACAGCAGCGACCCCAUCCUUAACUGUGUCCGCCGUAUCGGCCUUUUCAACAGCUCUGCUGACCGUGUCAAGAUUAUCUUCCAUCCUGAGUUCCUUUCGUCCACCUCUCCUCUUCUUCCAAUGGAUUACGAGGAGUUUGUAAGAGGCUGCCACCUCGGCGUCUUCCCCUCUUACUAUGAGCCUUGGGGCUACACACCAGCUGAGUGCACAGUCAUGGGAAUUCCAUCAAUCUCAACCAACCUGUCAGGUUUUGGAUGUUUCAUGGAGGAACACAUAGCAGACCCCUCAGCAUAUGGUAUUUACAUCCUGGACCGGCGAUUUCGAGGGGUGGACGAGUCGUGUAACCAGCUCACUUCUUUCCUGUUUCAGUUCUGCAAGCAGAGCCGGCGCCAGCGGAUCAUCCAGAGGAACCGAACUGAGCGUCUGAGCGAACUCUUGGACUGGAGAUACCUCGGCAGGUAUUAUAUAUCAGCCCGCCACAUGGCCCUGGCUAAAGCCUUCCCUGACACCUACAUGUAUGAACUUCAUGAGCCCACCUCAACCUCGGGCUUCCGGUACCCACGACCGGCCUCUGUGCCACCAUCUCCAUCUCUGUCCCGCCACUCCUCCCCCCACCACAGUGAGGCUGAGGACAACGAUGAAGACGAACGCUAUGACGAGGACCUGGAGGCAGAAAAGGACCGGGUGAACAUCCGCCAGCCCCAUGCCCUGCCAUUCAAAAACAAGUCUUCUGCUGUCCAGGCGACCAAUGGAAACGGCGAUGGUGUCGCAAGCGUGAAAAACUGAGAAACGCACACACAUAAAAACAUACAGUAAAUGCUAAACCUCACUAGUGAAACAUUAUCUGUGGCAGUUGUUAAAGUCAUCCAUGUACUCACAAACUUCAUAAAGGAGUGCAGCUGUGUGAAUGCGAGUGAUAAAUUUAAUAUUGGCUUGUUGUGAAAAAUUGCAUCACUGUGUCUUCCCAACCGUACCUCAGAAUUCUUAAAAAUAUCAUGUCAAUGUCAGUUUGAUAUGUUGUGGUAUCAUUUCAGUUACACCAGCAGUGCAACCACUUUGCUUUGUGGAGUAAAUGCAGCAGCUAGAAAGGGCUAAAUGACAGCUCAACAUGGAAAACCAAUCAGGAUUGCUGGAUUUUGUAGUGUACUAACACUGGACAACAUAGGUGUAAAGCAUUGAAAAUAAGUAUUAGGACUAUUAUGAGUCUCUGGAGGAAUUUUAUACUUGAUUCAAAGGUGGGUCAGAGCAGGGAAAACAACAUAACCCUCCUUUUUACCAGUUUGCCAUCUUUACACAUUCAAAGCAGGAACAGGUAUUUUCCUGGUUUCAAAAGAGACCGUGUCAGUUGUUGUGAGUAGCCACAAAGAGCACCUUUUCUUUUCACUUGUUUUGCUUAAAUGUGUGGUGAUGGUUCCAUGCUUCAAACUCAGCUGUAGCAUUUACCUUCUUUUUUUCAAAUGCCUUGUUUACUACACAGCAUCCCAGGAUGGAAAUUAAAUAUAGAACACACACAAGCACAAAUCCAAAUAGCAUCAGAAAACAAAGUGCAGUCAUUUUGAGAAUAAUGCUGCGUGUGUGUUCAUUUUCUUUCUGCGCCUUAUUGUAUCACAGCCUUUCAGUGACCCAUACAACCUCACACUCAUUUUUACCGGUGUGUGUGUGUGUGUGUGUGUGUGGAGAUUAUUAUUCAUGGGUUUCCCUGUUUCAGCAAGUAUUUAUUUGUGAAAGGAAUAGAGUUGGGUCAGAUAAGAGAAAAGGGGGCUGUUCCUGAGAUGGUAACCAUGUUUUCAGGUGAAGGACAUAAGAAAAACAGCUGGAAAGCGAGCUAGAGUACGUCUUGACUAUUUGUCUGUUGUGGAAGAUGGUUUUAACAGGCACAUACUCACACUGCCUGUAAGAGUUUUAUCAUUUGUUACAAUCCUACACCAGAUGAACUUAUAAUAAAGUUUAAAUAUAUAUAUCUA
Micropterus dolomieu (smallmouth bass) is the source of this 3455-nucleotide messenger RNA. RefSeq names its product glycogen synthase 1 (muscle) (gene gys1). Gene Ontology annotation, molecular function: alpha-1,4-glucan glucosyltransferase (UDP-glucose donor) activity. Gene Ontology annotation, biological process: glycogen biosynthetic process. Bases 142 to 2277 code for a protein of 711 amino acids. NCBI's taxonomy places the organism in Eukaryota, Metazoa, Chordata, Actinopteri, Centrarchiformes, Centrarchidae. Gene Ontology annotation, cellular component: cytoplasm. The transcript is spliced from 16 exons. The record is from RefSeq and is a predicted model, not a curated record.